Molecule: messenger RNA, 5003 nt
Organism: Hypanus sabinus (Atlantic stingray)
Lineage: Eukaryota; Metazoa; Chordata; Chondrichthyes; Myliobatiformes; Dasyatidae
Gene: unc13d
Product: unc-13 homolog D (C. elegans)
Exons: 29
Coding region: 1-3189 (1062 amino acids)
Source: RefSeq, a predicted model, not a curated record
AUGAGCUGCCCAGCAGGAGAAGAGCUGGAGCAAAGCCUCAGAGCUGGCCUGACCUCUUCGGGUAAAGCCUGCAUGGGUCACAUUCCAGUUGCUCUCGGUCAGUCAGUGGGAGCAGCCCCAGUGGAAACCAGUCUCGCUCUGGGCCAUCAUGAAACCUUUGGUCACCAGUUUCUGACUUGCGGACCACCCUCCACCUUUCUGAAGCUGACAGUGAAGGAGGCCAAUGGGAUUAUUGGGAAGGAUGCAACCGGUUUCAGUGACCCUUACUGUUUGCUGGGGCUGAGGGUGUCCGAAGAAACCCACGAAGAAGAUACCCAUAAAAUCGAGAGUCCCCAGCCUAGGAGACGCCAGAAAGCUGUGAUGAAGGAGGUGAUCCCACAGCAUCAAAUUCAGAGAACAGAGGUCAAGAGGCAGACCCUGAACCCCACCUGGAAUGAAACCUUUCUCCUGGAAGUCAAAGAUAUCCAUCUUACUGAGCUUUAUGUGGAAAUGUGGGACCUGGAUGAUGAUGAAUCUGCAAAUGUGCGCCUGGCUGAAAUCCAUGGGAUCCAUGGGCUGAAGAGGCUCUUCAAAGACGUGAAGAAGGCAGCUCGAAAGCAUGAGCAGGAUGAUUUUCUGGGGAAUGUGGUCAUUAAGCUACAGGAUCUGCCCUACACUUCUGAAGAUAAAUGGUACACUCUGGAACCUUGUACUGAGACCUAUCCUGAUCGGGGCAAGUGUCACCUCCAGCUGAAGAUCAUCCACGAGCAGAGGGACACCACCUUGAGCAGACAGGAGCCUGUCUUUCGAAUUCAUCGAGGCCUGCUGCAACAGUUUGUACAGUUUGAUCGGCUGAAAAAGCAGGCAGGAGAUGUCCAGGGGGAAGUAGAACUCAGUGCACCGGCCUCUACUGUGCUGGCUCUCCAUGCUACACAGUGUGACCUUUCACCCUUCCUUCAGGAUCUGGCGAAAUGGCUGGCCUACAGCAAGCUGUACCGAUCCGUGGAAGUCAGCUACACCUCCCUCCUCCAGCACCUGACCAGCAUCGAGUACCAGUGGGGACUGGCACAGGUCACCCUACAACAAGAGGCGCAAGAUGAAUUGGCAGAGUCUUUCAUGUCAUUCCUGGAUUAUGGAAUUUCGCUCACCCAGAAGUACAGGGAGGUAUUUCCAAUCUCCGAUCCCAAAUCAAUUGAGCACCAGCAGUCCCUGCUCAGGGUGCUGGUACAGAUCUGUAAGAUGAAGGCUUUCCACAAACUUUGUUCGUCGGUUCCUGGUCUCCAUGACAGAAUUGUUGAUGCCAUUAAGGCUGGAACCUCUGAGUGGUAUUAUGCCCAGAAGCAGCUGUUGGAGCCCAUGAUAAAGACGGAGGAAGAAAAUGUGAAAUCCCUGGUGUUGUUUGUAGAUCAGCUGAAUACUGACCUUACAAACGACCGGAAAAAGCGUUUGAAGAUUUUCACAGGGACUGUUAAAGUCAAUCUAUUCAAUAUCACCUAUCUGCAGAUCCAGAAAUUGGUGGCCGAGGAUCUGCAGGAACAAGUGGUAAGCACUGGAGGUGGCAGGAGCAAGGCAGUUAUUGAGGGUCUCUACCAGUUGUACCAGAAGCUCAAACAGCUCCUGCAUCAACAAAUUUACCUUUCACCAAGCGAAGACUCUCUUCCACUGAACGACUUCCACAAAUGGUUCAGCGACUCUUUGCCAAGGUGGUUACAGAUGGUGUACAACAAUACAGUGGAGAUGGUCCAGCGAGCGGUACAGAAAGAUCAGCUGGAGAGCCUGGGAGAGAAGGCCAAGCACAGCAACUCUGCUGUAGAUAUUGCAACCUGCUACCUCAAGAUCAAACAGACAUGGACCCAGCUGAGCUGGCCAGACUCUGAGGAAGCUUUCGUCAUCAUGGUCAAGCUGACUGAGGAUAUGUGCAAAGUUGCGUUAAUGUACUGUCGACUCAUUGAGCAGAAGGCAGAGGAACUGUCAUCCAAGGGAGAUCACGAAAACGCAAAUGAUUCAGAUGUGAAUGCCGUGAGGUCACUGCAGCUCUGCGUGGUUCUCAACAACAUGAGGCAUCUUCGGGAGAUCAUUUCCCGGUUGCCGGAGGACCUGGACUGGCAGGGACUAAAGGAGGACACAGCCAGCAUGAUCUCAGUGGAUCAGAUCCAGAACACACUGCACACCCAGCUCGAGAGGGUCAACGACCAAAUCAACAAUAAGAUCCAGGGUGUGAUCCAAACCCUCGCACAGAAGCUGCAAGCAGACAUAAAGAAACACAUCCACAGCCUGUCCACAUCCAGCCAUGAACUGCCAUUGGAUGAUUUGCUAGUGCCUCUGAUGAGCUUUCUGGAGACUGAAUUUGCAUACAUGGACACAAACCUGGUGAAAGAGAAUUUUCAGAGCCUUCUAGGUUUCCUUUGGAUGCAUGUAAUUGAUGUCAUCAGCUUAACGUCAAAUUAUUGUGGGGUUUCUCAGGAACUGUAUUCAAGGUUGAGCUACACUCUGCAGAGUUUGUUACAGUGCUUCCACGCUGAAGGAAAUGGUCUGCCACUGGACAAACUCCACACCACCAGCUUCGAGGCUCUUGAUGCUCAUUUGACUCUGAACGCUGCAAGCAGUCACCAAUUAAUCCAGAAAUAUUGUGCAAAGAAGAUUCAGGAGCAGGCUACUGAGGAAUCGUCCAAAUAUGGUGCCAUCACUGUAAAAGCAUUUUAUGACAAUCAACUCCAAAAGCUGCAUGUAGAAAUCCUAAAUGCAGUCAACCUCAUUCCACUGGAUUCAAAUGGUGCCAGUGAUCCUUUUGUGGAGUUGACUUUGCAACCUAAGCAUGUCUUCCCACUGGUUGAAGGCAAAACCACAAAAUGCAAGUACAAUGACCUCAAUCCGCUGUUUGAUGAGAGCUUUGAAUUCAGCGAUAUUACUCCAGAGCAGUGUCGGACUGAGGGAGCCUGCCUGCUGCUCACUGUCUUCGACCAUGACACCUUGCUCAGUGAUGACCUGGAAGGCGAAGCGUACUUGCCCCUGCAGGACGUCCCAGGACUGGACAGCACAGAUGGGACCCUCACCAUCAGCAAGGUUCCUCAGACCCGACUGACUCUUGGCCAUCCAAAACGAAAAGAAGACAAUAUACUGAAGCUACUUGAGGCAAGGAAAGGGGACCGAGAUGCUCAGGCCUUCAUUAAGAUGAGAAAACAACGAGAACGGAAGUCGAAGGAGAUGUAAAGGUUGAGGGAAUCUACAAGAGGGGUUUCAGGCACCUGGUAUUUCACUGACAGCUGGUGAGCACCUCAGCCACACAGCGUGCUACAAGGAAAGCUGCAAGCUGUCUAUUGGUGUGUAGUGGCUGGGAGCUAUUCCUCCACGCUGGGCAUGGGUUUCUGGUACAGACAUUGUUUGGGAUUGCCUACCCUCGGGUUAUAGUGACUCUUCAAAAUGCUCACCCUCCUCUGCCUUAGUCUCUCCAUUGAACUUGGCAACCCUGCUUCUGCAGACUCAAUAUUUCAGUUAAUUUUCAGGAGAUUCUACACAGGGCUUCAUUGAAUCCCAUGCUAGCUUUGAAAAUGUUCUUUGUGUUCUGAUGUUUAUAACUCUACCCCGCUGAAACUUAGUUAUACAGCAAUAGAGAUUAAAUCAGAUUUUUUGUGAGUUAAUAUUUUAUUUAAUAUAAAUAAAGCUUUGUGUUGAGGUUCAAUUUAAUUUUGCUGCAACUACUUGCAUGAUUUUUGUAUAUGGCCCAGGAUGGUAUCAAGUCUGCCCCUCUCUUCAGAGGAGAAGGAGCUCCAUUCUGUCGGUGAUGCCAAUGUCAAUGCAAAGUGCCACAAGUGCCAAUAGAAUAGUUGAAUUGGCUUGGAGUUGUCCCAGUGUCGUGGCCAAUACUUAUCUGAAAUAAACAUAUGAAAACAGAUCACUGUCUGUCAUUUUUGUUGUUAACUGAGCCUUAUAGCCAGGCACCACUGCUUUAUCAGAGCUCACCUGUACUGGAAUCUAGCUGUGCGUGAAAAACAGACCCUCUGCUUUAUCAGAGCUCACCUGUACUGGAAUCUAGCUGUGCGUGAAAAACAGACCCUCUGCUUUAUCAGAGCUCACCUGUACUGGAAUCUAGCUGUGCGUGAAAAACAGACCCUCUGCUUUAUCAGAGCUUACCUGUACUGGAAUCUAGCAAUAAUGAACAAUAAUGAAAAACAAACCCUUGGCUGCUCUGUAAAUUUUUCCCCUCACAUUAAACCUUAGGAUAAAGGUUUAAAAUCUUAAAUCUUGGGGAAAAAAACUGUGACUGUCUACCCCUAUCUAUGUCCCUCAAAUUUUAUAAGCAUAGAGUUCAUCCCUCAUCCUUUAAGUCGCAAUCUCAAUGACUCUCCAUACGGUCUUAGACCACCUGGACAACACAAACACCUAUGUCAGGAUGCUGUUCAUCGACUAUAGCUCAGCAUUUAACGCUAUCAUUUCCACCAACCUGAUCGAUAAGCCACAGAACCUGGGCCUCUGUACCUCCAUCUGCAAUUGGAUCCUUGACUUCCUAACUGGAAGACUACAAUCUGUGCAGAUCGGUGAUAACAUAUCCUCCUUGCUGACGAUCAACACUGGUGCACCUCAGGGGUGUGUGCUUAGCCCACUGCUCUACUCUCUAUAUACCCAUGACUAGGUAUAGGUCAAACACCAUCUUUAAAUUUGCUGACGAUACAACCAUUAUUGGUAGAAUCUUGUUUGACAAUGAGAGGGCGAUCAGGAGUGAGAUAUGCCAACUAGUGGAAUGGUGCCACAGCAACAACCCGGCACUCAUCGUCAGUAAGAUGAAAGAGCUGAUUGUCGACUUCAGGAAGGGUAAGACAAAAGAACACAUACCAAUCCUCAUUGAAGGGUCAGAACCGGAGAGAGUGAGCUGUUUCAAGUUCCUGGGUGUCAAGAUCUCUGAGGAUCUAACCUGGUCCUAACAUAUUGAUGCAGCUACAAAGAAGGCAAGACAGCGACAAAACUUCAUUAGGAGUUUGAAGAGAUUUGGUAUGUAAACAAAAACACUCAAAAACUUUUAUAGCUCU